This is a messenger RNA of Notothenia coriiceps (black rockcod), 2114 nucleotides long. RefSeq names its product chromosome unknown C19orf47 homolog (gene cunh19orf47). The record is from RefSeq and is a predicted model, not a curated record. Gene Ontology annotation, cellular component: nucleus. The transcript is spliced from 8 exons. The coding region runs from base 252 to 1328 and encodes 358 amino acids. NCBI's taxonomy places the organism in Eukaryota, Metazoa, Chordata, Actinopteri, Perciformes, Nototheniidae.
UUUGCAACGUUUAAAUUAUUUCGGUGGUUCCUCUUUUUGUGAGACAUGGCUGUUGUAUUUAUUCAGAGGUUUUAUAACCGGGUUUCCUUGUAGUGAAUGUCGAAGACGACCGGUCGCGCCUUUCGAUUCAUAGCUGAAGCUAUGCUAAUGCCACGUCGGAGUGGAUUCAGUUCUUCAAGGAUGCUGGGAUCCCAGUCGGCCUCGCAGUCACUUAUGCAGUCUCCUUCGUGGACAACAGAAUUAACAAGAACAUGCUGAUGGACCUCAGCAAAGACAUCAUGAUGGACCUCGGGAUAACAGUCAUUGGUGACAUCAUUGCCAUUCUUAAACAUGCCAAGCAGGUCUACAGGCAGGACAUGUGCAAAAUGGCCACAGAAGCCAUCUCCUCAGGACAGACCAGUGUUAAAGCUGAGCUCAGACGAACUGCCAAUUCUCCUGCCACUCGUAUGAUCGCCAACGCUUUGAGCAGCGACUCCCCGCCGGCCACUCCAGCCCGUCGGCCUGACAACCACCUCUCUGUCACUGUGUCCAACAUGCAAGUAAACAAGAGUGGCAAAGCGGUUGUAAGUCCGCCGGCUGACGAGGGGAACAGUUUGCAGGCAGUGAAGCGCCGACGUGUGACAGCUGAGAUGGAAGGCAAGUACAUCAUCAACAUGCCCAAAGGCUCCACGCCUCGUACACGCCGCAUCCUGGCCCAGCAGGCCAAGAAAGGUAAUAAGCGCACCUCUGUGUUUUCAAGACUUGGGGCUGAAUCGAAGGCAGACACAACGACAAGCAAUAACAAGGCCACCGGUGUGUUCAGUCGUCUUGGCCGAGGAGAUGAAGAGGAGAACGGGCAGAGGCCUGUCAAAAUGGCUGCAAACAUGGAUGUUGACGACGAGGACGACAGUGAGGGAGAAGGCUCCGUUCUUCAGUAUGCCGGCGUGCUCAAGAGAAGCAUGCCCUCCCAGAAGAAAGAGCCAGUGGCCAAACCACCACCGACCACCCUACGGCGCCUGGGUGGUCAAUUCAAACUACAUCCCUCUGACACCCCCACCUCCUCUUGCGCCCCAAAUGGCCUCCCCCCUGCCAAGGUGAGUGUGCUUCAGAGACUGGGCAAGCUGCCUCCAUCACACCAGAGCGCCGCUGUGUCGCCCUUACCUGCUGACACACAGGACAACAGGGUGACCAGCACCAAGCCCAAAGCCAAGGAGGGGCUGACCCUAGCCAGCUCCAAGGUCAGCAGCAGCACCGGGGUGGGGGGAGCAGGAGGAGCAGAGGCUGUGGGGGCCCAGAUGGAUGUCAGGGCUAUCAGUGUUUUCAAGAGACUGGGGAGCAAGAAAACCUAACGCUGAUCCCUAAGAAAGUAUUCAGAAUCUUUCGACACGUCCUUUAUAGAAUUUGUACCAACUCUUUGUUUUUGCAUUUUUCCUGGAAACAUGUAAAUGCAGCUCGGAGCCUUUUCCUCUUUUGAGUUGAUGGACUGUUUGAAUUGGAUACAAUUUGAUGUUUUUUUUUUUACCUAAAUCACACUGCCAUUGGAAAAACACAUUUGAAUGGACCCUAAACCAAUGUUUUCUGUGAUUUAUGAUGCGCCAUCUGGAAUCUAUUUAUCAUGUCUCAAUCAUAUCUAGCAUUUAUCUUUCUGUAAAAAAAAAAAAAUUAUAUUUAACUUAAAGCAUGAGCAUGACAUGAACCAAGCUGCCAUAACGGUGGUUUUAAUUUUACCCUCGCACUCCUCAAAUAAAGAUGCUGCUGCCAACACUUUCCUUUUCUCCCGAAGGAAUAGUUCCGUAGUGGAGGUGAUUGUUACAUUCUUCUUGUUACCAUCAUGUAUUACCUCUAAUGUCGGGUAAGUAGAAAAGGCGUUAAUGAAAGGCUUCUAAACUUCAGCCCUGGAUUGACUUGCAUAGUCAAUUCAGAUUUUUACACACCUCUGAACACUUUGAAAAGAAGAAAAUAAAACACUGCACCUCCUCCACUUCUCCUGUGCUUUAUGGAGUAACAUUUUCACCUCUGAACUAAAGACACCCAUGUCACCUCUAUCACAGUACUGAAAGUUUCCUAUAACCAGGGGUGCACACAAGUGGUACGCAACAAUCUGAAAUGCGUACCGUCACUUGUGUCACAAAGCU